AGGAGGGGGACUGCAGUGUAUUUCCUUAUCAAACCACAGAUCUGAGUUUCUAUUUAGCAUCAUGUCCGAAAAAAAACAUUUAAGAAUGUGGUGCAGACUUGGACUUUCUCAGACAUCUGCAACAGCUGGUUAUCAAAGCUUGAAGAUCAGCUUCAGAUCAGAAACCAUGAGGGCAUCUUCUUUGUGUCUGGUGUUCGGGCUGGUCCUGCUGAUGGCCCGGACUUCUGAGGCUGAGCCUCUUGCAAUUCCUCAGAGGUGCUGCUUUGAUUUUGUCGACUUUCAAAUUCCAACCCACAAAAUUAAGAGUGCGGUGAAGACAAGUUCACGUUGCCCUGUCCCUGCCAUUGUGGUUACGACACCUAGAACUGAAUUUUGUGUGGAUCCAGCAGAGGCUUGGAUGAAGAAAUAUAUGAAGGAGCAUCCAGCUUAAGAAAUAAACACAAUACAUUAUGCACAAAA
This is a messenger RNA of Cyprinus carpio (common carp), 459 nucleotides long. RefSeq names its product C-C motif chemokine 13-like. Gene Ontology annotation, cellular component: extracellular region. Gene Ontology annotation, molecular function: CCR chemokine receptor binding; chemokine activity. Gene Ontology annotation, biological process: cellular response to type II interferon; positive regulation of GTPase activity; lymphocyte chemotaxis. The record is from RefSeq and is a predicted model, not a curated record. NCBI's taxonomy places the organism in Eukaryota, Metazoa, Chordata, Actinopteri, Cypriniformes, Cyprinidae.